Messenger RNA from Magnolia sinica, 4256 nucleotides. RefSeq lists its product as uncharacterized. The record is from RefSeq and is a predicted model, not a curated record. Lineage: Eukaryota; Viridiplantae; Streptophyta; Magnoliopsida; Magnoliales; Magnoliaceae. Gene Ontology annotation, biological process: actin filament polymerization; regulation of actin nucleation; endosome fission. Gene Ontology annotation, cellular component: endosome; WASH complex. Bases 526 to 3753 code for a protein of 1075 amino acids. The transcript has 28 exons.
UUAAAUUGUCGUGUCUCAUUCACUGUACAUUUUUCAUCCGUUAAGGUAAUCCUGUCCGUCCAAAUCGUGGGACCAAUCGUGGAUGGAGCAUCUUCUAAAAUUCACACCGAUUGAACGGUCUCAAUCAUCAAAUUUCGUUUGCUGAGUCUGAACUGGCAACCACUUUGUUUUCGCCAUCGGUCUGAUGACCACCAAUUGAACAGUUAAGAUCAGUUGAUUUGUGUUAUGAUUUGUUUGUACCAAGGUGUACGCAUGCUACGUGGACAGUGUUUGAGACAUCACAAUUUGAAAAUAUGGUGGCAAACUAUCCUCGCAGUUGUAUCAUUUUAUUAGUCCUCUUUUCAUUUCCUGAAUUUCAGUCAUCAAAAUGAAGAACAGUUGCUGUUUGUACUGAUGCUUGUUUUCAUUGUUUUUUAAUCUUCUUUAAGGUACUUCGAGUCUCCGGAUGACUUUGAGGUGAGAAUCGAGGGAAAUUCAGGAUUGGAAGCACUCGAGGACGAGCUCCGAGAAUCUUGCAGUGAUUUCAUGCAGCGGUUCUUUCUUCUAGUGAACGGCAUUGUAUCUUAUUAUCAUGAUCUUUUCAAAUACCUGAAUGAUUUACAGGAAGGCAUGUAUGUACAUAGCACUUUGGAUAGAGUCAUGGAGACAGAGAACGGGAGGCAAUUGCUUACGGAGUCAUUAACCCUAUUUGGAUGCCUGCUAUUGCUGCUGGAGCACCAUAUGAGCGGUCCUUUACGAGAAAAGCUUCUUGUUGCACAUGUACGGCAUGAUCGUUGUUUCGACGCUCCAAAUCUUGAUGAUAUAUGCUCUCUUUGCCGCAUACAUCCCUCUGCCUUGGGCCCAGUUCAUCAAGUUCAUUCGUCCUCUUCAAGAUCUGCUAUGAUUUCAGUCCAGAAGCCGGAGGAUCUUUUUGCAAGAUUUCCUUUCCCUAAGCAGGUUGUGGAUGCUGUUAUUUGUCGUCUGCGAGAUGAUGAUUUAUACAAUCGAGUUCGCCAUUAUCCUGACCCUGAGCACCGGACUGUGGCGUUGGGAUCACAGGCAGGAUGCCUGUAUCUGUUGUUAUUCUUUUCACCCGACUUCCUCGACAAUGGUUUUGUGAUGCGAGAGAUUGUUGAACGCUUCUUUAAGCACUGUUGGGUGGUUCCUAUAUUUUUGUAUUUUACUGUAGAUUUGUCAUUGUCAUGGGAUGCAUAUAAAGCAGCAAAAACGUCAUUGUCUGCUUGUCUUUCUCCAGCAUUUAUUCGCGAUCUCAGCCAGCUUCAUUGUACUAAGGUUAAGGAUCUCUUGCUCGAACUAGGUUCGGUUUUCUCAGAUGGUAUCAUAACCCGAGAUUAUGUCUUGAGCAAUUCUCAGAGUCUUCUUUCCUUGGUUAGAAGUUGCAAUGUUUCUCUGCGCUGGCUUUUGCUCCACAGAUCUAGCAUUGACAAAAGACUAAGGGACAUAGUUACUUCUGUGGGAACUUCUCAUCAAAUUGAGGAAGAAACCUUGUUAUUGUUACUAUUGAAGACUUCCCAACUUGAGUUUGAGCUGAAGCAACUCUAUAUAGAGCUUUUGGAAGGCAAAGAAACUCUGUGGCAAGAGAGUAGGCGCCAUGCUUCAGACUGUAUGCAAGAAUUAUCAGAAUACUUCUCUGGUUCUCGGGCAUUGUCAUGGAAAAUCGAGGAUGGAAGCUUGAAGGAUUGGUUUUGGAAAUUGUCUGAAGAGGUUAGCUCCUUAGACUACACAAAGACUGGAAAUGCAGGGAGGAAACUCUAUAAUGUGAUAUCAUCAUUGAAAGAAAUCGAAAAGUUUCACCAGAUUGAUGAAAAUUUGCAAAUCAAGCAGCACCUGUUUGGAGUUCAGAAGUACCUUCAGAAUAUGCUUAGAGCUCUCAAUUUACACCAUGACUCUCUACCUACCUUCACUGUGAUAACUGAUGCUGUCUACGCAUGGGAAUUUAUUGGAUGUUUCACAGAGAGGUUAUUCAAGAUGUUUGAGAAAGAUUCAUCAAUUGUGCUCCAUCUGCAUUCUUUUUUUCUUAAAUUUCAAUCAAUGCUGGACUUACCAUUACUACGGAUUUCACAAAAUCACAGUCCAGAUCUUCCACAUGUGUUGGAUUUCUACUACUCGGAGUAUGUGGCUCAUAUAUUUGCAACAUUGAAGAUUGUGCCUAUGAUGCUAUCUACAAUCCUUAAUGAUGAUGUUGUAUGCACUCUGCAACCUGUUAAUCUGCCGACCCGAAUAGAGAGGGAUAGUCUUCAAGAUUUUAUGCAGGUAUCGGCAUUUGAAGUUUUUGAUAAGCUGGAACGACAAAUUCAUUUGGCAAAGGCAGUCAACAAGAUCUCUAUUUUCUCCCAGGGAAUACAAAUAAUGUCUAGGACUUUUCUUGGCCUAAUUAAUCUGGACAUUAUGAAUUGGCUAGAGGAGGAAAUGCGAAAAGAUCUUUCAAAACGAUUUAAAAACAAGUUGAACUCUUUUUUCUUGUCAACCAGUGUUGGAUUGGAAGAACUAGAAACAAAUGUCCGGACAAUGGCAACGUAUAUUCUUUCACAGUUGGAUUUAAUGGAGUGCUGUCAGGAUUUAAUCCAUAUACCAGGGAAUCGUAUUUGGGAAGAGGAGUUUACCCAUAUUAUAAGGCAUUGCGCUCAAGAAGAACAUGAUGAUUAUAUGCAAAGAAGAGAUUCAAUAAUCACACAUGUACAAUUGAAUGACUUCUCAAAGGCAAAAACAUUCUUGGGACAUUUACUACACCAGAUAUUUCAAUUGACAAAUCCAUCACGGUCAAUGUAUAUAGAGCCUAUGAGUGGUUGGUUUGAUGCAGAAGGGCAUGAACUACUAGGAUUGCAUUUCUUUGACCUACUUGAAUCAUGUGUAGGACCUGUCGGAUUGGCCAGCUUGGAUUCUUUAUUAACUUUCCAUAUUAAGGAGAAUUUAGAGCAUGCACUGAGAGGUUUAAAUAAUCUGGUGGACACUAGAUGCUUGGAAGACCUACAAAUAUUGGAUAAUGAUUUGGGCCCUCCUACGUCCCUCCCUUUAUGGGGAUGGUCAUCAUAUAAGCGUAUGGCCAAGAUUGUGGACAGAUUUUGGGAACCAUGGACAGAGUGUCUUGCACGUAUUGGACAGCUGCAGUUACUGCGAUGUCUUAUUUCAUUAAAGUUGAAGUCAGCAUGUAAGGUUAAAGCAGGUAUACUAUCUUUUGCUACAGAAGGUAUGAUUGCCUCAAUUUUCUCUCAAAGAGAAAGAAUACUCGAGAGUCUUGCUGGUGGAAAGCCAAAAAUGGAGAAUGAUGGGAAAAUGAAACAUUUUGUCCAAGAGUUGAGUCAGCAAGGAAUGCUCUGUGGCUUCUGCUCUCCUUUUCAAACCAUUUACAUUUCAAAAGACCCUCCUGCUUUUCUGGGAAGAUGUGCAUCCGUUAUGACUGUCUCACAGUUGUCUCGAUAUGUUCUCGAUACUCACUUGGGCACAUUAACAAGUCGAACAAAGAAAGUUGUUUUAGAUUUUUCUCCUGUGCUCAUAGGGGUUGGAACAUUCCUUCGGCAGUUUGAUCCUACAUAUAUGACACAGUAUGUUCAGUACAUGGGUCAAUACAUACGGACAACAGCAGAAGCAGCAUUUGGGACAUCAUAUGAACCUGUGAAAGGUUCUGCAGAUGCAUCAUCCGAGGUCUUGAAGUCGGUGUUUUGGCUGAUGUACUUCUGCAAGCAUAUGGGCAUCUCUAAAGAUUUAUUAGACUCAUGCCUACCUCCCUCAUUAUUUACUAUUCUUCAAACUUGAACACCUGGAAGAUCUUUUGGAAGCACAUGCAUAAAUCAUCUCAAUGAAAUUUAGGUGGCCACCCACCAAUCAGAGCGCCGGGAAUGAUCAACCACUGCAUAUGAUCAAACUGGUGGGAACAACUACGGGGACCAUGCACGGCUGUGAGCUGUCAAUAGUUAGAGUGUGUCCCAUGCAUGGAUGUAUAGAUUGAAAACUCAGCAACUCUACCUGUAACUCAGAGAACUCGACUCGACCAGAUUUCAAGCCGAUCUCCAGGAAUCGCUCGUGUGGCUCAGUCCCGAAUCAAUAGGACUUGUCAAGUCAGACCAUGAAUUGGUAGACUCAACACCACUCAAACCAAGUGUUCCCUAUUGUUUUCUUUUAACAUAAGUGAAAGAAGAGUUUCAAACUCUCGACCUUAGAUAAGGAAGCAAAGGCUUAUAACCAGCACACCAUGUUCUACCCAUUUGUUUAUUUCAUCAAUAUUUUCUAUAUUACUAAUGAAUAACUACUUUUAAGUA